UCUUCUUUGCUAUAACGAGAGUAUGAACUAGUUUCUCUAUCAGAUCCAUUCUUUUAAAUGUAUUUAUAGAUGAAACAGAGUUGUAUAAAUAAUGCAAUUCAAAACAGACCAAUCCAAGGAUACUCGAUUCACAAUAAAUUUAAAAAAUUCUGCAAAAAAUUAAAAAGACAAAAUAAAAUAACUAACAAGGAUAAAAAGCUGGAUCCCAAACUUUAUAGCAAGGAUGCCCAAAAAGACUCAAAAAAUUGACAAAGAAUUUAACUCUGAACAGAUUCAGAUGCAGAACUCCAAUAGUCAUAUUUUUACCAAACAGGGCUAUUAUCGUCCUGAAAAUGGUACAAAGAAUCAUGCAAAACAUGAAGCCCAAAGUGAAGAUGAUGUAGAUAGUAAAAUGAAUCCACAGGAUCUCAACCAUUGAUCCAACCCUAUGAUAGGAAUCAAAGUCAAUAUAACUUCAGAGAAAUGCGAACCCUCUCGUGGAGCUAGGUUAUUCGACCUAAAGCAAAAUAAUAGUUGUGAUUAUGAACAUGCUCAAGUGGCCACAUCUUAUGAUUUGUUUGUUGAAAACUCUAAUGAAGACACAAACUCUAAAAAGAUAUAUCAGAACAUCCAACAAGAACAGAACCAGGAUGACUUAUCUCGUAUUUUAUUUAGAAGAAGCUCCUCUUUUUCACAAAGAGCCCAGUCUGUUUUCUUGGAGCGUACAAAAUUAGCAGAAAGUCAAAAUGAUCAAUCGCAGUUAAAUGCUAUAGAAAUAUAUUACUCCAAUGUAGCAAAGAAGAUAAGUAAUUUGAGUAUUAGUUCUCAGAAGAAGAGGCACCUCCAAUACAAUUAUAACAUACAAAAAUAUCAGCAACUUUUGACUGAUCGAAAUCCCACUGAAUCUUCGGACCUGAAAUCAUCUAGAAGAACUAAUUCUAACUUAGUAAAUGAUCCUUAUAAAGAAGUUGAAGAGGCAAAGGCCGCAAAGAGUCAUAGUGAUGCAUCCAAGGUGUUAAACUAUAGAAGAAGCAACUCCACUAACCAUCAAAGAAACUGGAGCAGUACUAACAUUUUGAUCAAAGAUAUCCCUGCUCAGAAACUAAUAAAGCGUAGCAGAUACAGGAGAGAUCGGAAUUGAUUCCUAAACUCAAGAAGGAACUCUAAUUCAUAUCUACCUUUUCUCAGCCAGAUGUAAAUGAAUUCCUUGUUGAUAUGGCCCUUUUGCACCUGAAGUAAUCAAUUUCAAGGCAUAUCAAGACAAAACUGCUAGUGAUCUUUAAGCAACAGAUUCAAACAAUUUUUAAUGUCUAAAACAAGAAUGAACACCAGCAAUCUUUUAACUGUC
Molecule: messenger RNA, 1327 nt
Organism: Moneuplotes crassus
Lineage: Eukaryota; Ciliophora; Spirotrichea; Euplotida; Euplotidae
Source: the annotation of a GenBank genome assembly